AUGGAGGACUCGUCAGGCAAAACGGCGUCGUCGCACCUCCACGUCAGCGUAGUGGUGGCGGUGAGCAUUUUAUUUCUGAUCAUAACACUGACGAUCGCAUCGUACUGCAGCACUCGCAGCCGUCAGAUGCGCCUCCGCAGCGAUCAAUAUCCCACCAUCGAAGGCGGCCCGGUCUCGAGUACGGUGGUUGUUAUGGAGGAGGCGGUUCUGGAGAGAUUCCCGAAGGUUCUCUAUUCAGAAGCAAAGCUGAUCAGAAACGAAUUAGGAAAUAACAAUUACAGCACGUGCUCGGUGUGUUUAGGGGAUUAUAGAGAGAGCGAUGAGGUGAGAAUAUUGUUGCCUGGUUGUGGCCAUGCUUUUCAUCUCAACUGCGUCGAUUCCUGGCUUCGCCUCCGUCCUACGUGUCCCUUGUGCCGUCAUCAGCUCCAUUCUUUGUCUACAUCCCCCAUCUAA
Messenger RNA from Morus notabilis, 453 nucleotides. RefSeq names its product putative RING-H2 finger protein ATL71. Lineage: Eukaryota; Viridiplantae; Streptophyta; Magnoliopsida; Rosales; Moraceae. The transcript has a single exon. Bases 1 to 453 code for a protein of 150 amino acids. The record is from RefSeq and is a predicted model, not a curated record.